AUGUCCGUUAUGCUGUCUUUAAUAGCCAGCCGGCAGAAGAAAAAGCUCAAGGAGCUCCAGUUUGUGCGACAGAAGGCUUCCAAGUAUCAAGCUAUAGUCCAUACUGCGCAGGCACAGGCUCUGGCAUCGCAGCUUAAGGUCGAGAAUUAUGAGAAAGAGAAUCUUCGUCUGUCUACUGCCGUGGAGCAGUGGCGAAGGAGUUAUGUCGAACUCGCUAAUAACCACCACAACUCAACUCGUCCAAGCCAGUAUCCCAGUUCACCUACCAAAGAGUUAACAAAGCAUGUUCAGAUAGUGCCACCAACAAAUUGGCAGAAGCCUGGCAAUUCACCUCUCAGGCAUGUAGAGUCAGUCUCACCGGUAAGUUCCACAGCUACAAGCGAAUACGAAGGCUUCUCCGAGAGUGCACCGCCAAGUGAUGGUUACUGUGGCUCCGAUGACCAGUCCUUCACUGCCAGAACAGAGCGGAUGAUGGCGGAAAUCCGUGCUGAACAAGAUGCCUCCAAUCGCGUGGCCGACAAGCCACCCCAGAUUCCAGCUUCCUCCCUAUCUUUUUGA
Fusarium redolens is the source of this 558-nucleotide messenger RNA. RefSeq lists its product as uncharacterized. Lineage: Eukaryota; Fungi; Ascomycota; Sordariomycetes; Hypocreales; Nectriaceae. The coding region runs from base 1 to 558 and encodes 185 amino acids. The transcript has a single exon. The record is from RefSeq and is a predicted model, not a curated record.